Alosa alosa (allis shad) is the source of this 2617-nucleotide messenger RNA. RefSeq names its product mitochondrial ribosomal protein S31 (gene mrps31). Lineage: Eukaryota; Metazoa; Chordata; Actinopteri; Clupeiformes; Clupeidae. The record is from RefSeq and is a predicted model, not a curated record. Gene Ontology annotation, cellular component: mitochondrial small ribosomal subunit. The transcript is spliced from 6 exons. Bases 198 to 2009 code for a protein of 603 amino acids. Gene Ontology annotation, molecular function: structural constituent of ribosome.
ACUUUAAAGUUUUUAUUGUUAAUCUGAUAAAUUAAACCGUAAUGUACGUGUCCACUUCAUUUCCUUGUUUUCUACUUUAAAGAGAGGUUUUAUUCAAUAUAGGAACAUUUGAACGGUCUCCUAAGGUAGGACGGACAUUUUGUUGCGUUGCGCACAUGACGGUCUUCCGUGAAUGCUGCUAGUACGGGGUAACAAUCAUGCAUCGAAAGUUAAUUACUUCAUACCAAUGUUAUAAAUUGCUCCUUUCUGGCCGUCACAUCAAUCAACUUUCACAAAAAUCCGUAUUGAAGUCAUCGCUGAUCGGCCAUAGCCGAUUCCUCAGCUCCAGCCAGUCCUCUGAGGGUGAUGGAGGCUCGCGAACAUCUCCUGCGACGGCCGAUGGCCAGAGCCAAUCAGAGGUCAAGGAAUCUAAAGAUGCAGUGAGGAAGGAGGUCAAAGAGGUAAAGAGAGAUGACCAGCUCCAUGCAGCAGUGGUAGGAGAACCGGUAGGAGAACCCCAGCUCCAUGCAACAGCAGUAGAGGAACCCCAGCUCCAUGCAACAGCGGUAGGAGAACCAGUAGGAGAACCACAGCUCAAGGCAGCAGCGGUAGGAGAAUCGGUAGGGGAAACCCAGCUCCAUGCAACAGCGGUAGGAGAACCACAGGUCCAGGCAGCAGCAGUAGGAGAACCAGUAGGAGAACCCCAGCUCCAGGCAGCAGUGGUAGGAGAACCAGCAGGAGAACCCCAGCUCCAGGCAGCAGCGGUAGGAGAACCACAGGUCCAGGCAGCAGCGGUAGGAGAACCAGUAGGAGAACCCGAGCUUCAGGCAGCAGCAGUAGGAGAACCACAGGUCCAGGCAGCAGCGGUAGGAGAACCCCAGCUCCAGGCAGCAGCGGUAGGAGAACCACAGGUCCAGGCAGCAGCGGAACCGGUAGGAGAACCUCAGCUCCGUGAUGCAGCCAUAGGGGAACUGGUAGGACAACCUCAGGUCCAGGCAGCCGCGGAACUGUUAGGAGAACCCCAGCUCCGUGAUGCAGCGGCGAUGGCAGCUGUGUCUCAGAUUGCCAUGGAGGCGGCAUGCAACAUGGCCGCCACUCUUCAGGCAGAGAGCAGCCCAGCCUCAGCGCAGGAGAGGGAGGCAAAAGGAGGGAAGAAAAGUCUCCUGGAGUUACUGGGUGCCAUGAAGGUUGACGUGACGACCAAGCGGAAAGUCAGGACCCCACGUCCUCUUCAGUCAGAGCAGCCAAUGAAGAGCAAGACCAAGCCAACAAUACCUGUUGCCAGGGACACAACCAAGGGUAUGUUUCAGGAGGCCUCAGCAGCAGCAGCAGCAGCAGCAGCAGUGGAGGAGAAUGUGGAGAAGUACACUGUUAACCUUUUAUUAUCAAGAGAGCAAACUCAUUUUUCAUUUUCAUUGUCCAUUUUAAUUCAUAGCAACAUCAUUGCUGAUAUGAAGGUGGGUAGACGAGCCAAUGGACGCCUCGAUGCUCGACCAUCCAAUCAGAUCCGUUUUGAUGAGGAUGGACGGGGCUACACACAUGAUAGAGGCAUCACCAGUGAACUGGAUGGAGUUCGACGCAGAAAGAGUGGCUUCACUGGUAGGCGGUUAAAUGUCUUCACCACAAAGCCUGAGGAUUCACCAGCUGUUGAUGCAGGCCUGUCGCUAUGGGACCUUGAUUUGGGCAAUCGCAUAGCCAUGGCAACCAAUCAGCUUCCACGGAACGGCUUUGAAGAGAUGCUGCUCUGGACUAAGCAGGGAACAUUUUGGCAGUAUCCAAUCAACAAUGAGGCUGGUCUGGAAGAAGAGUCGUCUGUACCGUUUCAUGAGCACGUUUUCAUGGAGAAGCACCUCUCAGAAGGGUUUCCCUCACAGGGACCGGUACGUCACUUCAUGGAACUGGUGGUCGCUGGACUGGCCAAGAACCCCUACCUAACAGCCAAUCAGAAGCAAGAGCACAUAGCCUGGUUCCGAGGUUACUUCCAGGAAAAGCAGGGGGUUCUGGAGGAGGCAGAGGUGUACAACAGCUGAGGAACCUUAAGGGAGAACCUGGGGAACCUUAAUGCAACACAGAUUCAAGGAUUAGACGUUUAGUGUUUGAAGUGGUUGCAUCCAGCCAUGUACCAGGUAUCAAUAAGGGGAAGACAAAAACAGGUUAAAGUCUAACCAAACUUGGAGAAAAGGCAGAUGAAUGGCGACACACACCAAAACAUAUGGGAGAACUUUUAAAUAUGGGAAACAAAAUACAAGUAACAAAAAGCUUUUACGUUGGACAAUUUCCAGCAGUGUAAAUAUGUAUUGGUACAUGACUCCUCCUGCUCACAUGAAUAAGAUGCACACAUGUAUCAACCACACGGUCAUGUUCAUUUCAGAGCCCAGAAAAUCAACUAAUCUAUUAGUUUCCCAUGUUCUGGUGUGAGCGGCUGUACGUGUCUGUAACCAUAAUAAGAUGCAUUGACCUUGAGAUAUGCUCAGCAUGUGUAUGUACAUUUCUGUUCUCAUGUAGGCCAAUGUUGAUACUUGAACUACUUUGUACAUUGAACAGGUCUAACCCCCCCCCAAUAAAUGUGUGACUUCUGUUUGGAAAGUUUUUGGCGGUUACAAUGAAUCCAAAUAAAUAUAAUUAUUUUUCACCCUGA